Molecule: messenger RNA, 519 nt
Organism: Eucalyptus grandis
Lineage: Eukaryota; Viridiplantae; Streptophyta; Magnoliopsida; Myrtales; Myrtaceae
Exons: 1
Coding region: 1-519 (172 amino acids)
Source: RefSeq, a predicted model, not a curated record
AUGUCUCCCACCGAGUCUCUCCACGCGACGGCCUUCUUUUUUUUCUGGGUCGCCAUCCUCUCGGCACCGGUCGCCUCCUCCAGUGGCGAGGAGCGGUCGCAGUCGGCUUACCAGGUGCUCCAGUCGUACGGGUUCCCGGUCGGCCUUCUCCCGAAGGGCAUAACGGGGCACGAACUGGACGAGGCCACCGGCGAGUUCAUGGCGAGCAUGAACGGGACGUGCAGGUUCACGCUCGAGAACUCGUACCAGCUCAAGUACGAGCAGAGCAUCGAGGGGGUGAUCGAGAGGGAGAGGCUGAGGAGGCUGAAAGGCGUCAGCGUGAAGGUGACGGUGGUGUGGCUGAGCAUCGUGGAGGUGGUGCGGCAGGGGGGCAAUCUGGAGUUCUCCGUUGGGGUCGCAUCUGCGGGAUUCCCAGUUGAGAACUUCGCCGAGUGCCCACGGUGUGGGUGCGGGCUGGCCUGUAAUGCCACGUUGAGCGAGUUUAGGCCUUCCUCUUCUUCUUCUCUGUCGUCUUCAUAG